AUGUUGCCCAUUAUUGAACAUUUUUGCGCCAUAAUUUAUUACAACUUUCAGAGACAAUUAUCGCAACAAGAAUGCCUUGAGUUACUUCUUAGCGACGAUCCCAGGGUGGGUGCACCAAAAACGGCAGUCACCCAGGAAAACGUCGAUGCUGUGCGCAAACUCAUCAUUGAAGAUAGACAUGUGACAUAUCGCGAGAUUGAGGCGUCCUUGAAGAUCUCAAAGACCUCAAUUCAAAUAAUUUUAAAUGCAGAAUUAGGAGUAAGAAAAUUAGUUUCUCGUUGGAUACCCCACCUGUUAACUAAAAAGCGGAAAGCAGCCAGGGAUAAUUGGUGUCAAAAAACGCUUGACCGUUUCAAUUCCGGAAACUCAAAAAAUGUGUACAGCAUUGUUAGUGUCAUCACCGAGCUUCGAAAAAUCAACCCCGAAAGAAGAAUCACCCUCCACCAAGACAAUGCAUGCUCCCACACAGCCCAAAAAACAAGGCAGUAUUUAACGGAAGAAAACGUGGAAUUAUUGGACCAUCCUCCAUAUAGUCCCGAUGUAAGUCUUAACGAUUUCUUUACUUUUCCGAAAAUUAAAAACAGACUGCGUGGUCAAAGGUUCCAAUCACCAGACGCAUUCAAAAAUGCCGUUUUGGAUCUGCCAGCAAACGAGUGGAAUAAAUGCUUCGAAAAUUGGUUCGAGCGCAUGCAGAUGUGUAUUAAUCUUCGUGGAGAAUACUUCGAAAAACAAUAAAGUCAUUUAAAACUACCUACCGUCUCGUUUUAUUUCCAUAUGCAAAACUUUAAAGACAUCCCUCGUAAU
Acanthoscelides obtectus is the source of this 804-nucleotide messenger RNA. Lineage: Eukaryota; Metazoa; Arthropoda; Insecta; Coleoptera; Chrysomelidae. The record is from the annotation of a GenBank genome assembly.